Drosophila eugracilis is the source of this 5710-nucleotide messenger RNA. RefSeq names its product protein kinase C, brain isozyme (gene Pkc53E). NCBI's taxonomy places the organism in Eukaryota, Metazoa, Arthropoda, Insecta, Diptera, Drosophilidae. Bases 1191 to 3230 code for a protein of 679 amino acids. Gene Ontology annotation, biological process: protein phosphorylation. The record is from RefSeq and is a predicted model, not a curated record. The transcript has 15 exons. Gene Ontology annotation, molecular function: zinc ion binding; ATP binding; diacylglycerol-dependent serine/threonine kinase activity.
CAAUAUAUGAACCUUAAGUCAUUCAACGUCAGCUAAGUCAUUAGAAACUUAGAAAAAUGAAAGAUAUUUCAAAGUAUUUCCUGUCCUAAUUCUCAUUGAUAUAAAUUAACAAAAACUUACAAAGUAAGAACAUCAAAAACUGCACUUCCAGCCAGAAACAUUUCAAGCAAAGUGUCAAGAAAAUUUAUGAGUUCAAACAAGAGACUAGUCGACUCUAAAAUGCCCCAUAACUUUUAACACAUAGAAUAUUUAACAAAACUAAAGCUUAAAAACAACUAUCAUACCCUAAACAUACUCUAUAAUUUACAAAAUGAUUUGCCGGCGAGAGAACAUUUCAAUGGGCUUUAAUUGCCUUGCUUGCAAUUGAAAUUUAUUGCCCAGUGUUUGUGAUAUCUAAAGCGAAUUAUUCAUAAAUUACUAUCUACUUGGCCGAAUGACGCCAACAUUAUCAGCCAUCUACCGUCUAUCUAUCUAUGCAACCGAAUUCCAAUGGCUUUCAACAUGGCCAUUUACAUGUCGGUGUUUUUCGGUUCAAAAAACCAAUUGCCAAUGGGAAUAUUUUACCACAAUAUUUUAUCUCCAAUUUCGGGGGCCUAUAAGCUUGUACGCAGAGGGGUUAUUUAUUUGGCUGGCCGAGAAAUAUUUGGUAUUUCUAUUAGAGCCAAACAAACCGCUCUAACUAACCGAAACAGCGAAAAUGUUGUGAUAGUUUAUGGUCUGUCCGUGUCUCUAAGAGAUAAAUAAUUAUUGCAUUAGCCUCAAAAAUGUCGAACAGCUAGCUCUCGUUUCGUAGCAACGCCCCAGCUUUAUAUAUUUUUUUUUUUUUGAUUUUUUCCAGGCCGCGAAACGUGACACUUGGCUAUCAGAUGUGGCAGCAUGGCGGGGGCAUGUGGCACGUAACAGAUGGCAUUUAAGGCCUAAUAAAAACACGCCGAGAACAAAAAACAAAAAAAAAACUGAAACUGAAAAUCAAUAAACACAAAAGCCAAAAGCAAGAAGUACGUAACAAGCAACAACAACAACAACCAAAUGUGGCAACAACAAGUGAGCAAGUUAAAGAACCUUUGCGAUUUGUAAACGCUGCGAAAAAAGGCAACAAAAAAAACAAAAACAACAGCGAAAAAAAAAAACAAAACAAGAGGAGAAAAAAGAACAUUUAAUACAACGCUUGGAGGGAAAAAGCAGCAACAAUGUCGGAGGGCAGCGAUAACAACGGGGAUCCCCAGCAGCAGGGUGCGGAAGGGGAGGCUGUGGGCGAGAACAAAAUGAAGUCCCGCCUACGUAAAGGAGCCUUGAAGAAGAAGAACGUCUUCAAUGUCAAGGAUCACUGCUUCAUAGCCAGAUUCUUCAAGCAACCAACCUUCUGUUCCCACUGCAAGGACUUUAUCUGCGGUUAUCAGUCGGGAUAUGCAUGGAUGGGAUUUGGAAAGCAAGGAUUUCAGUGCCAAGUUUGCUCGUAUGUGGUGCACAAGCGAUGCCACGAAUAUGUCACCUUCAUCUGUCCGGGCAAGGAUAAAGGCAUCGAUUCGGAUUCACCAAAAACUCAACACAAUUUCGAGCCAUUCACAUACGCAGGACCCACGUUCUGCGAUCAUUGUGGUUCCCUGCUGUAUGGCAUUUACCACCAGGGUCUCAAAUGCUCAGCAUGUGACAUGAACGUGCAUGCCCGCUGCAAGGAGAACGUGCCAAGUCUCUGCGGAUGCGAUCACACGGAGCGGCGGGGUCGCAUUUAUCUGGAGAUCAAUGUCAAGGAAAAUCUGCUAACUGUCCAGAUCAAGGAGGGUCGCAAUCUCAUACCAAUGGAUCCCAAUGGACUAAGCGAUCCAUAUGUCAAGGUCAAGCUAAUACCAGAUGACAAGGAUCAGUCGAAGAAGAAGACUAGAACCAUUAAGGCUUGCCUGAAUCCUGUCUGGAAUGAAACACUCAGCUAUGAUCUAAAACCCGAAGACAAGGAUCGACGCAUCCUGAUCGAAGUAUGGGACUGGGAUCGCACUUCACGCAAUGACUUUAUGGGCGCUCUGUCCUUCGGCAUCUCGGAAAUCAUCAAGAACCCCACCAAUGGCUGGUUCAAACUGCUCACCCAGGACGAGGGCGAGUACUAUAAUGUGCCAUGUGCGGAUGAUGAGCAGGAUCUCCUAAAGCUCAAGCAGAAACCUUCCCAAAAGAAGCCCAUGGUGAUGCGCAGCGAUACGAAUACGCAUACGUCGUCCAAAAAGGAUAUGAUCCGGGCUACGGACUUUAAUUUCAUCAAAGUUCUGGGCAAGGGAUCGUUUGGCAAGGUUUUGCUAGCUGAGCGCAAGGGUAGCGAGGAGUUAUAUGCCAUCAAGAUACUAAAAAAAGAUGUGAUUAUCCAGGACGAUGAUGUGGAGUGCACCAUGAUCGAGAAGCGUGUCCUGGCUCUGGGUGAAAAGCCACCUUUCCUGGUCCAACUACACUCCUGCUUCCAGACAAUGGAUCGUUUGUUCUUUGUGAUGGAGUAUGUGAACGGCGGGGAUUUAAUGUUCCAAAUCCAACAGUUUGGCAAGUUCAAGGAGCCAGUGGCUGUAUUCUAUGCCGCUGAAAUAGCCGCUGGGCUUUUCUUCCUACAUACCAAGGGUAUACUGUAUCGGGAUCUGAAGUUGGAUAAUGUUCUCUUGGAUGCCGAUGGUCAUGUGAAGAUUGCGGACUUUGGCAUGUGCAAGGAGAAUAUAAUGGGUGACAAGACCACCAAGACUUUCUGCGGAACACCUGACUAUAUAGCUCCUGAGAUAAUUCUUUAUCAACCCUAUGGCAAAUCGGUGGACUGGUGGGCCUAUGGAGUCCUGCUUUAUGAGAUGCUAGUGGGUCAGCCUCCGUUCGAUGGCGAGGAUGAGGAGGAGCUGUUUGCCGCCAUAACUGAUCAUAAUGUGUCCUAUCCAAAAAGCCUGAGCAAGGAGGCCAAAGAGGCCUGCAAGGGCUUCCUAACCAAGCAGCCAAAUAAGCGUUUGGGUUGUGGUUCCUCUGGCGAGGAGGAUGUCCGUCUGCAUCCCUUCUUCAGACGCAUCGAUUGGGAGAAAAUAGAAAAUCGAGAAGUGCAGCCACCUUUCAAGCCGAAGAUUAAACACCGGAAGGAUGUGUCCAACUUUGACAAGCAGUUCACAUCAGAGAAAACAGACUUGACGCCCACGGAUAAGGUGUUCAUGAUGAACCUGGAUCAAUCGGAAUUCGUUGGCUUCUCCUACAUGAAUCCCGAAUAUGUCUUUAGCCCAUAGAUCCGAACUGAUCUGAACUAGUUUCCAUGCUGCGAGUUGUGUCCCCUAAGUCUAUAGUUUGAUAUUGAUUACUAAAAAGACAUCUUGUUACACUUUGUUAAGUUUUCUGUUUUGAUUUUCUACCAUUAUAUGUCUGUAUCUAUAUAUAUAUUUAUUGAAUUGUUAAGUUUUGAGUUAAUUUUAAGUGCUAGAAACUGUGAAACAGAGCUUUAGUUGUGGAAAAUUCGAAUACUGUUCAAAAGCACGUCCUCAUCUCAAGCCAAAAAAAAAACAAAAAAUAAAAACAAAAGGAAAGCAAUAAAAAUCAACAUUUCAAAUACUUGAUAGUUGCCUAUCAUCUUUCUGCGUAGAACUUUGAUCAAUUCUUUCCGAUUUCCAAGAAAUGUUUUCAAAAUAUUAAUAUCAACUUCAGCAAGCUUUAAGCAUUUGCAUUCUCCAUUUUGGAAGUUAACUUUUUAGCCAACAUCUGAGUGUUUUUUGUAGCCAAUUAAUCGAUUUUAAUAGUCAAAAAAAAACCGUGGGAAAGUCCUUAUACUUAACACGUUAGAGCAAGAAAGUCAGAGAGACUCAGGAGUUUGUUUUUGGGCCAGGUUCAAACGUCAUUCGAUUGUAGUGCUAGCCCCGGCAUUAUGAUCAAAUCGAAAACGCGUUUAGGUGAGUUCGCCAAAGAGGGAAGAAUCAUUGAGGGUACAUUUAAAGUUCCCAAAAAUAUUCAAUACUUAAGCAGAAAUAUCAUAGAAGAAGUGUUUUUAAAUUCCAUUAAUAAUGUAUCAAUGUGCGUGUAAAUUAAUUUUACGUUUUAUUUAAAAAAAAAAAAGCAUUGCAAACACACGUAUAUAUAGCACGUCUAUAUAUAUGGCUGGCAUAGAGUCUCAAUGUACCAUAACUAACAAAUUGCAUAGCAAUAAGUUAAGCUUAGACGAUACUUAACACUAAAGCUGUAAAACUAAAACUAAAAACUAAAACCUAAACUGUAAAACUAUAAAAACUAUUUGCUCCUAAACGAGAGAUAACAACACUAUGUUAGAUUGAUCUUGAGUUGAAAACUUUAGUACCUUAACAGGAAUCUAGCUGCUAACAAACUACUGUUUAACUAUGGGAAAAGACAAUCUACUAUAAGCAUGUAAAACUAUAUAGUCAACGUAUAUAUAGCCUAGACCGAUUUCCAAAUUAGCGCCAGCCGAGCUAAGCUUUUGUGCCUCUCGUAGCUAUCUUUCUCUCAUAGAAGAAACCUUAACAGAAUUCAUGCCAAACGAGGCUAUACGUAUUUAUAGGGAAAUUAUAUAUAUAUAUAUAUUUGGAUAUCUGUCGAUGGGGUACUUGUAGCCAAGCUAAUUGCAUAGGGCACAACAGAGUAAUUCAAAUGAUAAUUGAAAAUUGGUAAAGCUUAAAAGUAGUUUGAACUAGUAAAAUUCGAUACAUAAUACAAAUUAAAUACUUAUAAACUUAAAUAUAUAUAUAAAAAAAUUGUGUAACUCCGAACUUGAAGCAUUUAAAACGUUUAAUUUAACUCUCCAAUUUGAAAUCAAAAAGUAAACUAAGCCAACAAGGUAGAUCAAAAGAUAUUGCAUACUCGAUUCCAAAGAGAUAACGGAUGAGUACGAUACACAACCAUGAUGAUGAUGAAGUUAGCACUUAACGUUCAACCCGAGGGAUAAAGAAAUUUGCUCGUAUUUUUAAAAAGAUAAAUGUAAUGCAUAAUUAACAUAUAUCUAUAGAUGUAUAUGUGUGUGUCUGAAUUACUUUAAUGACUUUUAUGGCAAAUAAAUGAAGGAAGCGAAAAAAAAAGAAACACUUUUCAAGUCUGUUCAAAUAUUGAAAAUAUUUAUCAAUUUGAAGAAAAAUUCAACAUUUUUAUUAUCGAACUAUAUACAUAUUGAAAAGUGCAUAUUGUUAGGACUUGUAACUUUAACUGCAUACAGUUUUAUUUAGAGUCGACAUUUUUACAAAAAAAUAAAACAUAUUUAUGUAAUUUUGAUAAUUUUCAAGGUCAUUUUUUAAACCAAAAUCUCAUACGUAUGUAUUUUAAUUGCAUAUUAACUUAGUACAAAAAACAAAUAGUUAUAUACACAUAUACAUUAAUAUAUUUAUAUCUAUGAAAUAUCGAUGUGAAUUACUUAACAGAUAUAAUACCAUACGAUAUCAUCACACGAGAGAAAGUCAAAACUUCCAAAACAACACACUCUCUCUCUCUCUUAUAGAAACCCCAUAAAAAACUAAACUAAUGAAAACUAUUUUUACGUCUGAAUAAUUCAUCCCCCUUUGAAAAUACAGUCUCAGUCGAAGCCUUAUGCAUCGGCUAUAUACUUACAUUUACGAGUACACACUGUCCCUGGCUGAAUGUAAUCUAUAAUUUAUUGAGCCAAGCCAAACAAAGAGACAAACUCAAAUAAAUCAAACAAACGGCUUUUGGCCUAACACAAACACACACACAACUACAAUACGAGUACCGAAAAAGUAAAUAAAAACAUUCUACUAAA